Molecule: messenger RNA, 1038 nt
Organism: Plasmodium fragile
Lineage: Eukaryota; Apicomplexa; Aconoidasida; Haemosporida; Plasmodiidae
Exons: 1
Coding region: 1-1038 (345 amino acids)
Cellular component (GO): Golgi apparatus
Molecular function (GO): antiporter activity
Source: RefSeq, a predicted model, not a curated record
AUGAAAGACAACACGAAAAAUGAGUACGGAACUUUCCCCAUAAUGAUCAACGAAGGGCACUCAGAUCAGGUGGGGGAGAAAAAGUUCUUGAGCGGAGGCAUUUACCACACGAUCCUGGAGCGAGCCAAGUUACUGUGUCUGUUCCUAACAUGGUAUGCACUAAACAUAUUAUACAAUGUGGAUAAUAAAAGAGCCCUUAACAUGACCAAGCUCCCAUGGUUUAUCAGCUCCGUGCAGCUCUUCACAGGAUGGAUAUUCAUUUCCAUGUAUUGGCUGACUGGGUACAAGAAGCUUCCACGAAUAUAUACAUUUGAUUUGUUUUUAAAAAAUAUCGGGAUACAGAGUUUUUGUCACAUCAUGGUUCACUUUGGUGCCGUCGUGGCCAUGUCAUCUACAACAGUAUCCUUCACUCAUGUGGUGAAAGCAUGUGAACCUGUUUUCACGGCCCUACUCUCCAUCCUCUUACUCAAGCAAUACAUGACGAUAAGCAAAUAUUUCAUGUUACUAGUUAUUGUGGCAGGAGUUAUUUGUGCAUCUGUGAAGGAGAUUCAUUUCACUUGGUUAUCCUUCUGGUGUGCAACUAUCUCGAAUCUUGGGUCUUCAUUGAGGUCCAUUUUUGCUAAGAAGAUGAUGACACAGAAAUCUUUAAUAGGAGAAAAUUUAAAUGCUUCAAAUAUAUAUGCCAUGAUUACCAUCUGUUCAGCUAUCAUGUCCCUACCCCUAGUAGCAGUCUUCGAGGGCAAGGCGGCAUAUAACUUCGUUACGAAUUACCAGAAUACAACCCUGAACCCUAACCAUACCUACAGAGAGAUCAUUACUAAAAUUUUUUUGAGUGGAAUUUGGUACUACCUGAACAAUGAAGUUGCGUUCAUGUGUCUCGAGAAAGUAAAUCAAGUGACUCACGCUGUGGCGAAUUCGAUUAAGCGAGUUGUCAUCAUCGUGUCCUCCAUCAUCAUUUUUCAGACCCAGAUCACCUUGCUCGGCGCCCUCGGCUCUGCCGUUGCCAUCACGGGCGCCUUCCUCUACUCCAUCAUUUGA